AUAAAAAUAUCUGCAGCCGUCCACUGUCCGGUCUUUGCUAAACUCGCACCAGGGACCUACCAAGGAGGGAACAUCCAAGGGCCUAACACUUCUUUUUAAAAAAAACAAAACAAAAAACAGCAACACUGGACCAGGUGCUUUAACAGGAGAACAAGUUAUCUUUUUCUUCAUGACUAUAUAAACUUGGGACUCUCAAAAAAGGGUCACUCCUGCCUCCUUCGCUCCCCACCUCUUAACUCCAAGGUUCCUUUUAUUCUCCAGGCCGGUGGUGGCGUCGGCGAAUUCUGUCAGCUGUUUUCUCAAGAUCUGGAUCCCCUGGAGUUGGCUCCUGUGGUCGUGGUGGUGACCCCCCAACAUGGCUGUGAAAGCGGCCUUGCCUGCUUAUGAGCUGGGGCUCUACGCUCUGGUCGUGUCAUGCGCCAUCGCGUAUAGCGGGCAGGAGAUCUUCGAAAGCUCAAGAGACAGCAUGAACCGAAAGGCUUUCCGAGAGAACAUUAAGCCAGGAUGGCAUUACUUUGGCAGGAAAAUGGACACGGCUGACUUUGAAUGGGCCAUGUGGUUCACUUCAUUCAGAAACUUCAUCAUCUUCGCCCUGUCGGGGCAUGUCCUCUUUGCCAAGAUCUGCUCUAUGACAGUGCCUCAACACAGGUCUGUAGUUUACAUGGUGUAUGGGAUACUGACUGUGCUGGGCACGAUGGGCAGCAACUACCUGAUGAUCAUCCUGUCCCACUGUUUGGUGAUCUACACUGUCGCGCUGAUUAAGCAGAAGUGGCUAUGCUUCGUUGCAGGCCUGUGCAGCCUGGCUUCGUUCAAGGUGGAGCCCUUCAGUUCCUGGCAGAAUGGGUUUGUAACAGGAACUUUUGAUCUUCAAGAUGUUCUUUUUUAUGGAGGAAGCGGCUUCAGCAUCAUGCGCUGUGUGAGUUUCGCUCUGGAGAACUGCGAGAGGAAGGAAGGGAACUUCUCCAUCUUUGCCCUGCUGAAAUACAAUUUCUACCUCCCCUUCUUCUUCUUUGGACCUGUGAUGACUUUUGACCGAUUCCACAACCAGGUACACAUCAGUGAGUUGCGACGCAAAGACAAUGAAAUGUGGCACAUCCGUGCCCAUGCUCUCAUCCAUCUCGUGGCCAUUGUGGCCGUGGAUAUCUUUUUCCACUUCUUCUAUAUCCUGACCAUUCCUUCAGACAUGAAGUUUGUCAGUCGCAUCUCAGACUGGGCGUUGGCUGGCCUGGCUUACUCCAACCUGGUCUACGAUUGGGUAAAAGCCGCAGUGAUGUUUGGGGUCAUCAACACCAUCGCCAGGCUGGAUCACCUGGACCCUCCCCAGCCGCCGAAAUGCAUCACCAUCCUCUAUGUCUUUGCAGAAACGCACUUCGACAGAGGGAUUAACGACUGGCUGUGCAAGUACGUCUAUGAUUGUAUUGGGGAGAAUCACAACAAUAUCUUGAAGGAGCUGAUGGCCACCAUCUCCACCUUUGCCAUCACCACCCUCUGGCUUGGCCCUUGCGAGAUAGUUUACAUCUGGUCCGUCUGCAACUGCUUUGGCCUCAAUUUUGAGUUAUGGGUGCAACAGUUCUUUCAGCUGAAGCAGUUCGCUGGGAUGGAGGCCAAUAUGUCAGAGGCAAUGUCCCGACGGAUCAGGGGCGUCUUUGGGGCAGCCAAUUUCUGGGCCAUCGUCCUCUACAAUAUCCUUGCCCUCAACAGCCUGGACUUUGCCAUUCUUGUUGCCAAGAGAAUUCUCCAAACAGGUUUCCCUUUCAGCACUUGUUCCAUCUGGUUCAUCACUUAUUGCGGCGUGCAGCUGAUCAAGGAGAGAGAACGUUUCCUGGCCAUUCAAGGGGAGAAGGAAGACAAGAAAAAGGCAGAGUAGAGGAGAGAGGAAUACCGGCCUGGCAAAAUGGCGGCUGCUGCUUGGCGUCCUUUCAGACACGCUAGGCCAAAGUGCCCAAUCUUUUCAGCCUGAGCGCUGUGCGCUGCCAAUCACAAAGCUCUACUUUAGCUAUGUACAAACUUAUCUGUGUAACCAACUCCUUUUCUCGUUUAAAUAAAAAAAAUAUUUUCUAUAA
Messenger RNA from Rhineura floridana, 2063 nucleotides. RefSeq names its product hedgehog acyltransferase like (gene HHATL). The record is from RefSeq and is a predicted model, not a curated record. Gene Ontology annotation, molecular function: acyltransferase activity. Gene Ontology annotation, biological process: negative regulation of N-terminal protein palmitoylation. Gene Ontology annotation, cellular component: endoplasmic reticulum. The transcript has 12 exons. NCBI's taxonomy places the organism in Eukaryota, Metazoa, Chordata, Lepidosauria, Squamata, Rhineuridae. The coding region runs from base 356 to 1867 and encodes 503 amino acids.